This is a messenger RNA of Heterostelium album PN500, 2163 nucleotides long. RefSeq names its product Hsp20/alpha crystallin family protein. The transcript has 2 exons. The coding region runs from base 1 to 2163 and encodes 720 amino acids. Lineage: Eukaryota; Evosea; Eumycetozoa; Acytosteliales; Acytosteliaceae. The record is from RefSeq and is a predicted model, not a curated record. Gene Ontology annotation, biological process: response to heat; response to salt stress; protein folding.
AUGUCAUCAACAAUGAAUAAUUGGUUAUCCCAUCCAAUGGAAGAACUAAAUGGUCUUAAGCAUCAUUUCGAUGAGACAUUGAAGAACUGGACUUCCUCUUUGACUCAUCCAACAUCGGAACCAACCGAUUGGGGUUGGAAACCCAGAAUGGAUGUCUGUGAAUCCAAGGACAACUACAAAAUCAUCCUUGAAUUGCCAGGUUUCCAACGUGAUGAUUUGGAUGUCCAAGUCAAUGGACGUUUCCUAUCGAUCAAGGGUAGUAAAUUUGAAAAGUCCACCGAUGAAUGGAAAUUCCAUCGUCGUGAAAGAUAUUCAGGUGGUGAAUUCCAUCGUGCUGUUGCAUUACCAGAAGGAAUUGAUGGAUCAUCUAUCCAAGCAAAAUUCCAAGGUGGUAUGUUGACUCUUACCAUUCCAAAGACUGGAGGUAAGAACACUCAACACAUUACUCUCUUGGGAAGUGAGGAACACUCCAACCUCCGUUCAGUCAUUGAAGCCGAGGAAGCAGAGAGAAGAAGAAGAAUCCAAGAUUUCAAUCCAACCUACUUGAAAUCCGGUGUCAAUAGUAAGAUUGGAUCGUUCAUGGAGGAGGGAUUCGGAAAUAGAAGACUCUUUGGAUUGGACAAGGAUCUUGCCAAGAACUCCAAUGAGAAUCGUAUCAUGUCCAAGAGAUUGGAGAUGAACGAACGUGAUCGUCGUGUUCGUGACAAGCGUGGUGAAGAUCAGAAGAAGCUGUUGGCCAACAAGGUUUCAAAGAUGGUCAAACCAAACAGCAGUGUCCAACUCCAAAAGUUGAAGCAUGUACCACUCUUCAAGUCAUCUCAUCAAAUGGAGGAGAAGGAACGUACCGAUCGUAUGCGUGACAAACGUGGUCAGGAAAUCUCAAAGUCCAACGCCAAGAAGGUAUCCAAUAUGAUCAAGUCAAGUGGUCGUCAUCAACUCAGACGUACUCCAUCCAAAUCUUCAUUCCACCCAAGCGGUAAGAACUCAUUCCACAAGAACACCUCCAAGUUUGCUCAGAUCCGUGUACACCCACACACUGAGCCAUUCCACGGAAAGAAGUCUUGUUUGGCCGUUCACCAAAUGGAAGAGAAGGAGAGAAACAGAAGAAUGGCUGACAAGAAUGGACAGCAACUCGCCAAGAAGAAUGCCAAGAAGAUCUCUGAUAUGGUCAAGAGAAGUGGAAAGAAAUCACUCCACCAUGUCUCUCGUCCAUCAUCUUCAUUCUCAAGAAUUCCAAUCACUACUGGAAGCAGCAGCAGUAAGUACAACUCUCACAGCUUCAAGUUCUCCAACUUUGGAAACAUGAACACUCAAAAGAUCAAUGCCUGUAGACACAUGGACAAGGUCGAGGAGAAAGAGAGAAACAGAAGACUCGCUGACAAGAAUGGACAGCAAAUCGCCAAGAAGAAUGCCAAGAAGAUCGCUGAUAUGGUAAAGAAGAGCGGUGGAAAAUCACGUCUCCACCCAUCUCCACACAGCUCAUCCAAGAGAGACAUUCAUCACCACACAUCUACUCAUCGUACCAUCUCCUUGGAAGAGAAAGAAAGACAAAGAAGAUUGAAAGACAAGAAGGGACAAGCUGACGCCAAGAAGAAUGCUAUGAAGAUCUCCAAGAUGGUCGAGAGAGAAGGAAACAGAGCCAACCUCCACAAGGGUUCCACCAACCUCUCAAAGAUCAACGCCGGUAAACACAUGAACAAGAUCGAAGAGAAGGAGAGAUCCAGAAGAAUCGCCGACAAGAAGGGAAUGGCCGAUUGCAAAAAGAAUGCCAAGAAGGUAUCUGACAUGAUCAAGAAAUCAGAGGGUGUAAAUAUGUUGAAGGUUAACCACGACAGUCCAAUGAAGCAUCAUGACAACAGACAGUUGGAUCUCAUCGAGGAGAAAGAGAGAACCAGAAGAUUGAAAGACAAGAAGGGUCAAGUCGACGCCAAGAAACUUGCCAAUCUCAUCUCACAGAUGGUCAAGGGAAGCGGUGGAAAAACUCAUCUCAAUCCACACCCAUUGAGUGCCACCAAGAUGGAGUACAAUAAGAGUACCAACAAAUUCCUCGGUCAAUUGGAAGAGAAGGAAAGAGAAAGAAGAUUGAAAGACAAGAAGGGACAGGCUGAUGCUAAAAAGACUGCCAAGAAGAUUGCCGGAAUGAUUGGUCGUGCUUCAUGUUAA